Molecule: messenger RNA, 1192 nt
Organism: Balearica regulorum gibbericeps (East African grey crowned-crane)
Lineage: Eukaryota; Metazoa; Chordata; Aves; Gruiformes; Gruidae
Source: RefSeq, a predicted model, not a curated record
CUGCAACAGUUGCAUACCUUACUUUCUGACUAUUACAGGUGCCUUCGCUUGCAAGAUGGUACCAUUUGUUCAAUCCACUGCUAUUGUAACUGAGAUUCUUACAAUGACCUGCAUUGCUGUGGAAAGACACCAGGGAAUUGUGCAUCCACUAAAAAUGAAAUGGCAGUACACCAAUAAAAGAGCUUUCACGAUGCUUGGCAUAGUCUGGUUGUUGGCAGUUAUUGUUGGGUCACCUAUGUGGCAUGUGCAACGACUUGAGGUUAAAUAUGACUUUCUGUAUGAAAAAGUGUAUGUUUGUUGCUUGGAAGAAUGGGCCAGUCCGAUUUAUCAGAAGAUAUAUACGACCUUUAUUCUUGUUAUACUAUUCCUUCUUCCACUGAUGUUGAUGCUUUUUUUGUACACUAAAAUUGGCUAUGAACUCUGGAUCAAGAAACGAGUGGGAGAUGCUUCAGUUCUUCAAACCAUUCAUGGGAGUGAAAUGUCUAAAAUAUCAAGGAAGAAGAAGCGAGCAAUUGUUAUGAUGGUGACAGUGGUGUUUCUCUUUGCAGUCUGUUGGGCCCCUUUCCAUGUGAUUCACAUGAUGAUAGAAUACAGUAAUUUUGAAAAGGUGUAUGAUGAUGUGACAGUCAAAAUGAUCUUUGCAAUCGUCCAGAUUAUAGGAUUCUUCAAUUCUAUUUGCAACCCUAUUGUGUAUGCUUUCAUGAACGAAAACUUCAAGAAAAAUUUUUUGUCUGCUAUCUGCUUCUGCAUUGUCAAAGAAAAUGUAUCACCAGCGAGGCAACUUGGGAACUCGGGGAUUACUAUGAGGCGGCAAAAGGCAAGUGUUUCUCAAAGAGAUCCCAUUGACUCAGAUGAAGCCAGGAGGGAGGCAUUCAGCGAUGGCAACAUUGAAGUCAAGUUCUGUGAUCAGCCUGCUUCCAAAAGGAAUUUAAAAAGGCACCUUGCCUUAUUCAGCUCUGAGCUUACUGUGCAUUCUGCAUUAGGAAAUGGACAGUAACAUCACAAAGGUUUGGAGAAUGGAAAAAGCAUUCUCUUUACGUGAUAACUUUGAAUAAGCUGCUUUAAAAUAGUUUUCUACUUUGCAUGCUGCAAUGAGGGGAAAAAUAUUUUGUGGAUUAUUAUAAUGUUGGGAUAAUGGUUGAGAAAAUGUAAUAUAUUUUAUAAGGAUGAGGAGUAAAACUUUGGAAAACAA